This is a messenger RNA of Yarrowia lipolytica CLIB122, 1869 nucleotides long. RefSeq lists its product as uncharacterized. The record is from RefSeq and is a predicted model, not a curated record. Gene Ontology annotation, molecular function: flavin adenine dinucleotide binding; metal ion binding; RNA binding. Gene Ontology annotation, biological process: tRNA processing. Lineage: Eukaryota; Fungi; Ascomycota; Dipodascomycetes; Dipodascales.
AUGUCUGACGAGCCCGUGGUCAAGAAAACUAAGGUCGAGGACCUGCCCGACACUAUCGUGGAUUCCGUUUACGAAAAACAGCUCGCCGAGGGUCGUGUUCGAGGAGUCGCAAGCAUCAAGCCUGAGUAUCUUGUUGCUCGAGCUUCUGCUGAUGCCAGAGAUGCUCCUCCAUCUGUUAACGACGAUCUCGCCGAGGGCGGCGAGAAGCCAGAGGAAAAGAAGAAGGGUGGCCAGAACAAGAACCGGUCUUUGAAGCAGCGAAAGGACGCCAUCAAAAUGUGCUCCAGUGCUCUACAGUUCAAAGAGGACGGAUCUCCCCAGGAGUGUUCAUACGGAGACAAGUGCAAGUUCGAGCACGAUUUGCAGAAGUAUCUCGAAUCCAAGCCCAAGGAUAUUGAGGGCGUGUGUCCUGUGUUUGAUCUGACCGGCCAGUGUCCUCAGGGAUACAAGUGCCGAUGGUUGUCUUCGCACCGAGACAGUGAAGGCAAGCUUCUUGUGGACGAGGAGAAGAAGAAGGCCAACGCAGACAACAAGGAGCUUAACCACGUGUUCAAGCAUCUCAACCCUCUGCAGCGAAAGAAGUACGACUUGUCCAAAUCCGAUGAGGCCAUCAAGCUCAUUGAUGCUCAGAUUGUGCGAGACGAAGACGACGAACAGACCAAGCUGGAGAAGAAGGAGACUAUUGAGAUUGACACUGGUCGAAUCCGACCCAGUGAAAAGAAGAAACUCGAUCUCAAAGGCAAGUAUAUUGUUUCCCCUCUUACCACCGUUGGCAACCUGCCCUACCGACGUCUGAUGAAGGACCUUGGUGCUGAUGUCACCUACGGAGAGAUGGCUCUCACUCUGCCUCUGAUCCAGGGCCAUAAGGCCGAGUGGGCCCUGACUCGAUGUCACAGUUCCGAAGUCACCGAGGGAAACCACUUUGGUGUCCAGGUGACUGCUCCCAAGCACUGGCAGGCUAUCAAGGCUGCUCAGGCCGUCUCUGAGCUCUGCACAGGCAUCUCCGAGAUCAACCUCAACUGUGGCUGCCCCAUCGAUCUCGUUUACCGACAGGGAGCCGGCUCUGCGCUUAUGGACCAACAGGGAAAGACAGCUCGAAUCGUUAGAGGUAUGAGCAUGGUGUCUGGAGAUGUGCCCAUCACUGUCAAGAUGCGAACUGGAACCGGUUCCACGCCUACCGCCAAGAAGCUCACCGCCAGACUGCUCGCUGAGGGCCAGACAGCUGCUUUCACUCUUCACGGCCGAUCCCGAGCCCAGAGAUACACAAAGCUGGCCGACUGGAACUACAUCCGAGAGGUUGCAGACUCUGUGGUCAACACCCGAGACGAUGUCCGGGAGAAGAGCGAGCUUGAUGACCACGUCAUUUCUCACCCCACUUGGGUCGUGGGUAACGGAGACUGUUACACCUGGUCUGACUGGCAUCGAGCAGUGGAUGAGGCUCAUGUCGACUCUGUGAUGGUUGCUCGAGGCGCUCUUAUCAAGCCCUGGAUCUUCGAGGAGGUCGAGAGCCGUCAGCAUAUUGACAAGUCGGCCACCGAGCGACUCGAAUACUUCCAGAAGUUUGCCCAGUACGGACUUGAGCACUGGGGAUCUGAUCAAUACGGAGUCAAUCAGACUCGACGGUACCUGUGCGAGUUCAUGUCCUUCACACACAGAUACGUACCCUCAGGAAUCCUGGAGUAUCUGCCUGCCAAGAUGAACGACCGACCGGAUUUGUGGAAGGGCCGAGACGAGAUGGAGACUCUGUUGGGUUCCAGUGACUACCGAGACUGGAUCAAGGUGACCGAACGGUUCCUGGGUCCUGUCGGCGACGAGUUCGAGUUCACCCCCAAACACAAGAGCAACGCCUACCCUACCGAGAGUGGUUGA